Messenger RNA from Carcharodon carcharias (great white shark), 3636 nucleotides. It is a transcript of the gene snapin, whose product is annotated as SNAP associated protein. Gene Ontology annotation, molecular function: SNARE binding. NCBI's taxonomy places the organism in Eukaryota, Metazoa, Chordata, Chondrichthyes, Lamniformes, Lamnidae. The transcript is spliced from 4 exons. Gene Ontology annotation, biological process: regulation of synaptic vesicle exocytosis; lysosome localization; endosome to lysosome transport. Bases 116 to 499 code for a protein of 127 amino acids. Gene Ontology annotation, cellular component: BORC complex; synaptic vesicle; BLOC-1 complex. The record is from RefSeq and is a predicted model, not a curated record.
CGUGGCCUAUCCAUCCCGUCAGGCCGUGCGGUGAAAGGGUUGCGGCCUAUCCAUCCCGUCAGGCUGUGCGGUGAAGGGGGUGCGGCCUGUUUUUGCAGUCAGGGUGUGCGGGGUAAUGGCGGUCGAGGCUCCGGGUGAGAGCAGUUCAGUCCAGAACCUCCUGUCGUCCGGCCUCCUGGAGCUGCUGAGACCGGCGGUGCGGGAAGUGGAUCAGCAGGUUCAGGGAGUGAGGGAAAGUCAGCUGGAUCUUCGCGAACAGAUCGACAACCUGGCGGCGGAAUUGUGUAGGAUUAAUGAAGACCAGAAGAUGUCACUCGACUUGGAUCCAUAUGUGAAGAAGCUGCUGAAUGCCAGACGAAGGGUGGUGCUAGUCAACAACAUCUUACAGAAUGCGCAGGAGCGACUGAGACGGUUAAACCAUAAUGUUGCUAAGGAAACAGCUCGUCGUAAAGCCUUGCUAGAGUCUGGGAUUCUGCUUCCUGGUUCUCCAAAUAAAUGAAGAAAUCUUCUGAAGAACCGAAAUACUACAAACUGCUGGAGUUGGGGGAAAAUUAUAUGAUCUCUAUAUGGAUUCACCAGAUUGUAUUUUCGAAGCUUGGAAACUAAGGCAAGACUGGAGAGCUUGUGUGGAGAGGAGAUACAAAAGGCUUAAAGCUAUCAGAAUAACAUUGGGCUUCUACAAUUCCUGAUCUCUGCUACAGGUCACAGCAACAAACCUAUAACUCAUUGGUGGCUUCAUUUAGUAGAGUCAGAUCAGAAUAUCUCCUGAGGUUUUUCAUGUUUGGGCAAUGCUUGAAUUAUGGAACAAGUUAGAACUGCUGCAUCCUGCUUAGAUCUAACAUCCAAUGAGGUUUCUUAAAUGGUCACUUUUUUUUGAAUAAUGUUAUACACCAGUCAGAGUAGAGAUAUUUAAUUUCUGCAGCUUCCUGCUUAUUAAUUUUCAAAUUAAUGACCAAUUGUGUGUCUCCAUCCCUCCUGAGUGACGACCUUGACAUAAUUGAUAAGAUGCUAAUUAGAAGCUUUGUUUAAAGCGUUUCCUAAUGGAACCAGGCAGUGCCCUUGCUGAGAAUCAUGUCCUUAUAUCACAACACACUUUCCCCCUCCCCAUUUGAACUGAUGCUUCAAAGCAAUGAUGCCUUGCAAAAUCUCUGUUUGACUCCGACUGAGCAAGAGUCACUUAGGUAUUAACCUUUCCCACCUGUAUAAAAAUAAGUAAUACAGUAACUUUUUUGUGAUGCAGAAUGUGUCUAAUGAGAUCCUUUUUGGCUGUUUCACAUUUAUAAUAAGUUCUAACUGAUGCCAGUGAUAUUGUUCAAUGAGCCUCUCGGUGGUUCAGUAGGUGGCUGCAGGCUGCUGCUUAGCUCCACAGAACUCAAGAUUCUAAGGUGAGUUAGGAAAAAAUAGAACUGCAAACUCACUGCAGUUAGCUUAGGCUUUUUUCUGUAAAUAUCCUAACCUGCAGUUCUAAUGAACUUAGCAUUUUGACAAUACUUUGAACAACAGUUUAAAAAGAACAAAGAUUAUUUUAUUUACUAGACUAGCCUGGAAUUCACAUCAGAACGCAGGAAUAGGAACGUAAGAAAUAGGAACAGGAGUGGGCCAUUUAGCCCAUGAGCCUGCCGUGCAAUUCCGUAGGACAUAGUGGACCUUCAACUCAGCUGCAUCUUCCCGCAUUAUUCCUUAAACCUGUUGAUUUCUUGAGUGGAAUAUAAGAACAUAGGAACAGGAAUGGGCCGUAUGGCUGCUCAAGCCUGCUCUGCCAUUCAACUAGAUCAUUGCUGAUCCACCUCAACACCAUCUUCCCACACUAUUCCCAUAGCCCAUAAUACCUAGAAAUUUACCUAUCUCUGCCUUGAACAUAAUGACAGAACUCCCCUAACCCUCUGGGGUAGAGAACUCCAAAGACUUACCACCCACUGUGUGCAGAAGAUCCUCCUCAUCUCAGUCAUAAAUGGCCGACUCCUAAUUCUGAGACUGUGUCCGAUGGUUCUAGACCCACCCCCUCCCAGCUGCGGGAAACAUCCUUCCUGUAUCUACCCUGUUGAGGUCUGUAAGAAUUUUGUAUACUUCAAUGAGUUGCCUCUCGAUCUUCUAAACAUGAGAGAGUACGGGCCCAGUCUCCUCAAACUUUCCUCAUAGGAAACUUGAAUAACUUCCCAGAAAGACUAGGGAACCAAGGGUCUAGUAAGAAGGAAGAAUUAAAGGACAUUAGUAUUACUAAAGCAAUAGUGCUGGAGAAAUUAAAGGGACUGAAAGCUGAUAAAUCCCCAGGGCCCGAUAAUCUACAUCCCAGGGUAGUAAAGGAGGUGUAGAUUCUAGAACAGUCCUGGCAGAUCGGAGGAUGGCAAAUGUAACCCCAUGUCGCGGAAUAACGGAGUGAACACUCAGACCCUGGAGGCUUGUCUAGGAAGUCUUUAUUAAAGUCCUGAUAUCACGGAGAGCCUAGUCGCUUACAACGCAGAGAACCAGUCUCUGACUAACACCUCUUUAUAUACAUGGAUAUAGCAAAAGGUUUGUGACAGAAACUUGGGCAAUUACAAUAGUUUCAAAUGGCUUCAAAGGAUAGCGUUCAGUGUUAAUGAUUUAACGAUUACACAGGACAAUGUCAAUGGUUUAGCAAAUAGGACAAUGUCUAUGGUUCAGCAAAUAGAUAGUGUUAAUGGUUACAUAUCCUGGGCAAUGCACGCACAAUAGUUUUUUUCCUCUUGGAUUUUGCCACCGUAUCUGACAUCCGGAGCCCCUUAGUCUGGGAAGGUAGCACUGGCCCUUUGAUUUGCUCAUUUAUGUGCUGGCUGCCUGACUGUUUGGGGACAUUCGACAGUAAUUUCAUUAUACAUGUAUUUUAAUUUCCUUUCUCAAUUAUACGUGUAGUUUAUUUCAUUCACAAUUACACGUGUAGUUUAUUUCAUUCACAAUUACACGUGUAGUUUAUUUCAUUCACAAUUACACGUGUAGUUUAUUUCAUUCACAAUUACACGUGUAGUUUAUUUCAUUCACAAUUACACGUGUAGUUUAUUUCAUUCACAAUUACACGUGUAGUUUAUUUCAUUCACAAUUACACGUGUAGAUUAUUUCAUUCACAAUUGCACGUGUAGAUUAUUUCAUUCACAAUUGCACGUGUAGAUUAUUUCAUUCACAAUUGCACGUGUAGAUUAUUUCAUUCACAAUUGCACGUGUAGAUUAUUUCAUUCACAAUUGCACGUGUAGAUUAUUUCAUUCACAAUUAUAUGUGUAUUUCAUUUCAUUCACAAUUAUACACAUAUUUUAUUCCUCCACAGUCCCUCCUUGUUAAUCUUUUCUUUUAGAUUAACACCAGUGAGUAAUAAUAUCUUCAUCAUCAUACAGGGGUUCGUAGCCAUGAGGAAAAGGCCGGUCCCUGGCAGGGUAAACUUUCUCUCCCCACCAGUGGGCUUCGCUGGGGCCAGUGCACAUCAUUUGUGGAAUGAUUGGGGCACCCCCUAAUCCAGUAGAGACACUAUUGAUAAUCUGGGAGCAGCCAAUCGGUAAAGUAACACUAUGACACACGCUACGACUAUCCCAAUGAAAAAGUACAGCAACCAACUUCCCCAACCGGAAAACCAACCUAGUAUUGUAGACCACGGAGAUUUUUUUUUUUAUAAAAAUUGCUUGAACUUU